Molecule: messenger RNA, 1008 nt
Organism: Rhipicephalus sanguineus (brown dog tick)
Lineage: Eukaryota; Metazoa; Arthropoda; Arachnida; Ixodida; Ixodidae
Product: lactosylceramide 1,3-N-acetyl-beta-D-glucosaminyltransferase-like
Exons: 1
Coding region: 1-1008 (335 amino acids)
Cellular component (GO): membrane
Molecular function (GO): hexosyltransferase activity
Source: RefSeq, a predicted model, not a curated record
AUGCGCCACAUUCUCGCCAAUCUUAUGACUAGAAACUAUGCUAACGUCACCGCCACCGCUUCGACAUCGACGAAAGGCCGCACACGUUACACCACUACGACAUCUGGUGUCAGUGAGACUACUAGGAUAACUACGACUUCUUGCUACUUAUUACCGAAGGAUACGGACGUCUGCAGUCCACCGGGUGGAGACAAUGACACACUAGCUCUGGUAGCAGUUGUCUCGGCGAGUGACCACUAUGAGCAUCGCUCGGCCGUGCGAGCCACCUGGGGUGGGGCCUUGACCACCAUGCCAGGCUUCAAAGUUGUCUUCAUGCUUGGCCGUCCUCGCAGCGACACCAUCCAGGAUCGAAUCAUUCAAGAGGACGCCAUGCACGGCGACAUUGUUCAGGGGAACUUCGUUGACAGUUACAAGAAUCUUACUCUAAAGUCCCUGAUGAUGCUACGCUGGGCUAAGAGCUUUUGUCCGCACGCCAGCUACCUGCUUAAAAUCGACGACGACGUGCUGCUAAAUGUAUGGGAUUUCGCCGUCACCCUCUACCGUCUGCCGGCCAACAAACGGCGCCGAACUAUAUGGGGAAUGGUGUGCACUCACUCGAGACCUGCGCGUAGAAGGAAGGGACGUUACGGCAAGUGGUACGUCCCCAGGUGGAUGUACCAGAAGGCGACCUACCCGGACUACGUCAACGGACCAGCUUACCUCAUAUCGGGCGACUCUGUGUCGCUCUUGCUUCACAGCGCGAGCGCCGUGCCGUACUUCUUCAUCGAAGAUGUCUACUUGACGGGCCUGGUGGCAGAGAAGGCCGGCGUUCGGCGCGAGAACGACAGCGGUUACGCGCCCAGCCGCAAGCAUGACAUCCGGCCAUGCCAAAAGCCCCGAGUCGUCGCGAGUCACGGUUGGAGUCCGCGUAACCUGCGGCUGGCCUGGAGAAAAAUGGUUGGCAGGAUCGACAGGAAACGAUGCAGGUCUAUGGGAUUACAGCCUUGGCAGGAGGAUGUAGUUGAAUGA